CGUUUUCGUCCAAACAGCCCCGAUUCGGAUUGAAGAUGGAAGCAGCCACAGCCUUCAGCAGCUGUCUCACCCGGUGAUUACCUGAUCCGGGCGGUGGUCGCUAGGUUCUUGCGUACUGACAUCUCUUUUUUUGCGCCUGUUUGCAAGGAUCAAGACGGCCACCAACCCGAGCUCUCCUUUACUUGUUGGUGCCAUUUCGUGGUCACGGCUUCGCGCAGCUGUGCAGACUUACAAUACUCCCAUAAUAGGCGAGAUAUCUACUUGAGUUCCAAUACACGCAAAACCGACGACAUUACAGAUACCUCUGUGUCGUCUUCAAUGAUGCUCUGAACGAGGUUCCUGGAGUUCGCCUCGCCUCGCAACCUUGGAAGCUCUUGCGUUACAACAUCCUAGUCCACCUAGGUCGCUGAUGCAUCACCGGCUCUUGUUGGAAGCUGCAUUCUUGCCGCCCAGCCCUUGACACCCAAGGGAGCCAUCGCUCUUUCUUAUAAGGAGUCCAAGGUUUCUCCCUACCCUAUCCUCGACGUUACGUUCCUGCCACCACUUCGCUCGACUCGACCAUACCUGGCGUUUUCAUCGCCGCGUCAUUCGCUUCUCAAGCUCGAUCGAACAGCCGUCCUUCUGCCUCCGUCCAACAGACUCUUCCCGGCAGUGCACGCCACCGAAUUCUUCUUGAACCUCACGCCUGGCCUCGCCUGUAUCGUUUGCUAUAUCGUUUGAUAGUAUUUCCGUGACGCGGCGCUGCGUCUUUCGCGUGUGCCUGUCAAUCCGCCCUCGGGUCGUUCGCCUUCAUCCAAGACUGGGAGUCUCUUUCACGAAUAGCCAACACUUUGCUCGCUUCACCUCCUCGGCUUCGUCUCCACCCCCCAUCUACUUCUUUUGCCCAGGCCCCUGAACCCUUGAUUAUACUUGUCUGGCCGUCUUUGAAACACCACGCUCCCAACGCCCUAGACUAUCCCGCUUUCAGACGACAGUCAGUGCCCCGGGCUUGGUUAUUAAGUAUGCGGAAUCCCUACAGUCCUGCGCUUUUGCUCACAAUCGAAGACCUCAGUCGUCUCACGAUGGAGGGCAAGGAUCUUGAAAGCUUCCAACCGAGCCCGAAUUCUCCGCCAGCCUCCCAAGCGGACAAUCCUCCAGUUGAAGCCCCUAAUGGCGUCACAAGCUCUUGUGAGAGAACGGCUCCGGUAGUUCCAAAUUGCGCUCUCACUCCAGUGACUACCACCAGCGGCGACAGUUCCGUCGGGAGCGAGGCUGAAAUCGAUGGCAUAUUCUCGACUCCCAAUUUCGGCGGUAAUGCCGCACUUGACUACAUCUACAAGAAAAAAAAGCCCGUCGCUGCCGUCUUCGUCCAUGCUGGCGCCGGCUACCACAGCCAUAUCAACGAACAUCUUCAUCUACAAGCCUGUGCCGAUGCUGCUCGGGUUGGAAUGGCCAAGCUGAAGCAAGGCGGAAGUGCUGUCGAGGCCGUUGUCGAGGCCAUCAAAAAUCUUGAGAACAAUUCUGUCGCCAACGCGGGAUUUGGCAGCAACCUCUGCAUCGACGGCACAGUCGAGUGUGACGCUACGGUUGUCGAUCAUAAUGGACGCAGCGGUGCUGUCGGCGCCUGUCCCCACAUCAAGAAUCCCAUUACCCUCGCCGAGCUGGUUCUGCGCGAAUCAUACAAGGCCAUGGCUUUGCGCCGAAUCCCUCCCAUCCUGCUGAUCGGCUCAGGCGCAUGCGAGUUCGCCCACGCCCAUGGCAUGACCCUCGCCUCCAACGACGACAUGGUCUCGACGAACGCUCGGGAUCGAUGGGAGAAAUGGAAUGAGGAGCUCCAGAAUGCGAAUGGGCGUACCAAACCCGUCGAGUCGGUCCUCAACCACCCGCUGCUGAGAAACCGCGAUCAUGUGGCCGCCAUUCUCACGGGCACAUUCAACGAAGGCCAGCCAGAUUCCCCCCUUCACGAGACAAGCACCCCCGCGGCGUCUCCUACGACUCCGCCACUCCGCCGUUCGCCCGGCCAGAUCACGCCGAUUAGAAGUGGCUCUGCGCCGGCUAGAUCCCCAUCGCCACCGGCCAAGCGUGUCCGCUUGAUCUCGCCCGCGGAGACCCUGGAACUGGGCAAAGGGCUGCCAUCUCCUAAGCUCUCGCUGAAGCCGGGCAGCCCGAAUCGUCCCCGCGCCCACGGCAACCAACUUGAUAGCUCCGAGGCUUCGAGGAGCGCAGCGCGUGGCGACCAGGGCAGCGAGGAAGACAGCGCGGAGGGGACCAAGGCCAACCAAGAGCACCCCAAGGAGACCAAAAACGUCAAGAAUCUCCCAAAGGAUCACCCCGCCGACAACCUCUGCCCAUCUCGGGACAGAGAUUACGCCAGCCCGGGCAAGGACCGCCCCCACGACGACGACGACGACCGUAUCAACGACACGGUCGGCGUCAUCGCCAUCGACAGCCAGGGCCGCAUCGCCGCCGGCUCCUCGUCGGGCGGCAUCGGCAUGAAGCACCGCGGGCGCGUCGGCCCCGCCGCGCUGGUCGGCAUCGGCACGGCCGUGAUACCCGCCGACGAGGGCGACGCGGCCCGGCAGGCCACGGUGGCGGCCGUGACGAGCGGCACGGGCGAGCACAUGGCGACGGCCAUGGCGGCGCACAAGUGCGCCGAGCGCCUGUACCAGGGCAGCGUGCGGGGCGCCGACGGCUACGACGUGCGGUGCUCCGACGGCGACGACGACGAGAUCAUGGCGUCGUUUGUCGAGCACGACUUCAUGUCCCACCCGGGCGUGCGCGCCGGCGAGGCCCGCCCGGCCAUCGGUGUCAUGGCCGUCAAGAAGGUGGCCAACGGCUACUACUUCUACUUUGCCCACAACACCGAGUCGUUUGCAAUCGCGUCCAUGGCGGCCUCGGACCGCGCCCCCAAGGUGGUCAUGUCGCGCAUGCCCGAGUACGCGGUGGGCGUGCGGCGCCCGCUUACCAUGCGCGGGGCGCGCAAGAUCUCGGCCUGAUGAGCGGGGGUGGGCAGGUCGGUUAUACUAUCCACUUUAUACCAGGACGAGACCAGGGUGGUCCGAAUGUCAAGAAGGACGCGGCGCGGGUCAGACGUAAUCAACAUUCCUAAAGCGAGCAAGUUCCAAGUAUCGAGUAUCAAACCCCUAGACACAGAGCCGAGAGGCUUCCGUUAGAAAAUAUGAACAGGCAUCAAUGCCAGAGUAUCUGCCA
Messenger RNA from Gaeumannomyces tritici R3-111a-1, 3189 nucleotides. RefSeq names its product asparaginase. Gene Ontology annotation, biological process: protein maturation. The transcript is spliced from 3 exons. Bases 1002 to 2975 code for a protein of 657 amino acids. Gene Ontology annotation, molecular function: threonine-type endopeptidase activity. The record is from RefSeq and is a predicted model, not a curated record. NCBI's taxonomy places the organism in Eukaryota, Fungi, Ascomycota, Sordariomycetes, Magnaporthales, Magnaporthaceae.